Messenger RNA from Dictyostelium discoideum AX4, 711 nucleotides. Its product is annotated as ribonuclease T2. The transcript is spliced from 3 exons. Bases 1 to 711 code for a protein of 236 amino acids. Lineage: Eukaryota; Evosea; Eumycetozoa; Dictyosteliales; Dictyosteliaceae. Gene Ontology annotation, molecular function: RNA binding; ribonuclease T2 activity. The record is from RefSeq and is a predicted model, not a curated record.
AUGAAUAAAUUAAUUAUUUUAAUUUUAUCUGUACUAUUAAUUGUUUUAUCAGUAAAUUCAAACGAAACUAGAUGGGAUUCAUCAUCAGGUUCAUCAGAUACAACGCCGGGUGAUUUUGAUUACUAUUUAUUCGUUCAACAAUGGAUUUAUUCAUAUUGUAGUGAAAGCAAAUGUAUUGAAAAUAAAGAAAGAGAAGCAUUUACAAUUCAUGGAUUAUGGCCAAACGACAGAAACAACUCCUAUCCAGCUUUCUGUACUGGUCCAUCAUUUGAUUUAGGUGAAAUUUCAGAUUUAGAAGAUCAAUUAAAUGUUGAUUGGAUUUCAUUAACUGAAGAUAAUGAUUUAUUCUGGACAAGUGAAUAUAAAAAACAUGGUACAUGCGCAGUUGUAGCAGGUUCACCAAUUUCAAAUGAACAUGAUUAUUUUGUUGCUGGUCUCAAAUUAUAUACUCAACAUAAUUUAACAUCUGCAUUAAUUUCAGAAAAUAUUUACCCAUCAGAUCAAGAUACCUAUGAAUCCGAUUCAAUUUCAAGUGCAAUUAAUAGUCAAUUUGGUGGCCAACCAGUUAUGCAAUGUGAUAAUAAUAAAUUAUCAACUAUUGCAUUAUGUAUUGAUAAAAAAACACUCUCAAUUAUGGAUUGCCCUGAAGUUGAUGGUUUUGAUACUUGUUCUGGCAAAGUUUCAAUCCCAUCAAGCUCAAAUAGAUUAUAA